Messenger RNA from Nilaparvata lugens (brown planthopper), 1128 nucleotides. RefSeq lists its product as uncharacterized. Bases 197 to 514 code for a protein of 105 amino acids. The record is from RefSeq and is a predicted model, not a curated record. Lineage: Eukaryota; Metazoa; Arthropoda; Insecta; Hemiptera; Delphacidae. The transcript is spliced from 4 exons.
CGUUUCUGUUGAAAAAUAUUUGAUUAGUGUCUUAUUUGUUUCAGAUUAUCAUCAAAUCAGAUUGAGCAAAUCAUACUAGAGAACUUGAUCAAUAGAUUCACUACACAAUCUCUACAUCAGAUUAUUGUCAUAAUCUCAACUUGACAUCAUCAGAUUGACAUUCUCUACAUAAAGCUCGUGCAAGUGAGAGCAAAGCAUGCUACAAGGCGAAAAAAAUUCAAAUUUCUUCCCCAGGCAUGGAACAACACGUGCUCCCACAUCGUUAUCAACAUCAUUCAGAUUUCAUUUUCUCACCUCUCAACACGGCUUCCGACCUAAUAACCAGUUGAGCUCUAGUCGAGGCAACAUACCUGAGAGGUUAACGAGCAAUCUGAAAAGGAAGCAUACUCGGUAUUUACACCUGUGCAGUCGAUACCUGUCAUUCACGCAGCAUCAACCAGCACAUAAUCUACCAUCAUGCCAAGGGAAAGAAGAUUACAUGGCGUCAAUUCAGCAGCGGUCCGUCAUCGCAUAACCAUCAACGAUCCCGAGGAAAUUGGUAUUGGAAACAUGCUCGAGAGAUCGAAACGGCACGUUUUUGAUAUAAUUAGGGAGCAUGCAGCGCGCCAUGAUGCCAAUGUGAAAUGGUUCAUCGUGUUGAAUGUUUUAUUGUAUAAAUUAGUGGUGAUAGAUAAUGAUGUUCGCGAGACUGUCUCAUCUCUAAUAAAUCUUCAUAGUUACUCCAACAUAGCGCUAAACGUGCUUGAGAAUUAUGAAGAUUUUAACGAUCAUUUCAUGUUUGCCAUAAGAAAAAUCCUGUUAUCUUUUGACAACUUUGUUCGACAUGGCAGCGGUUGGGUUUUGAAGAAAUUUGACUCACUGGAUGUGAAUGUGAUAAAAUUUAAUCCAAUAUUCACAUCCAGUUUCAUUCAAACACUGCAAUUUCUUAAAAACAAAAAUUGUAUUAUAAAUAUCAAAAAUCUGUCUGAUGAAAAAUGCUUUUUAUGGUCAGUCCUUGCGUAUUUCCAUCGGAAACCAAGGAACUCGCGCUUGACUGUAAAGUAUUUGAGCAAGUUUGCUCACACACUUAAUACGCAAGGUGUAAAUUUCCCGGUGACAACACGCGAUAUUAAGAAAUUUGAAAUGCUG